AUGGUGCCACCGAAUGAUGUGGGUGACUACGAUCCAGCAUCGGUCACAGCCGCACCAGCUCCUGGUACAACGCUUCCAGCGGCUGCGGAUCAGGUCCCCAUCAGGCCUUCGCCCCAGCGCGCCGCCAAGCAGAAGCCGCGGACGGCAGGAGGCUUCCUAGUGGGAGACUCUGAUUCUGAAGAUGAUGAAGAGGCACAUGAGGCGCCGGUUCUUGCAUCGGGUGGUUAUGCUCCAGCUGCUGCAUUGCAGUCUUCUGUCCCACAUGCCCCUCUCCAACAGAAUCACAUCACUGCCAAACAAGCUUCAACCGCCCCUUCCAUUGCAGACCCUACUCCCCAGGUGAACGCCGAUGUUCCUGCUGGCCAGCCGGAAAAUGGCGACGCUGUUACAACUCCAGUUACGGUUAGCCCAGUCGCUGUUGACAGGAUCACUCAGCUAGAGAGCCGGGUCAGCGAAGAUUCUCGUGGCGCCAUGGAUGCGUGGCUGGCGCUGAUCGCCGAAUAUCGGUCCAAGAAUGACAUCGAGCAGUCAAGACGGAUCUACGAUCGCUUUCUGACUGUCUUUCCCCAGGCUGCCGACGUAUGGGCCGAGUAUCUUUCAAUGGAGCUUGACAUGAAUAAUUUCCCCGAGGCCGAACUCAUCUUCAACAAAUCCCUGAUGACAACGCUGAAUGUGAACCUAUGGACCAAAUACCUGGACUACAUCCGUCGGAGGAAUGACCUCAACGACAGCAGUGGCAAUGCCCGCCAGACUGUCUCACGCGCCUAUGAAUUCGUUAUCGACAACAUCGGCCUGGACAAGGAUGCGGGCAGGAUCUGGGCCGAGUACAUUCAGUUCAUCAAGUUCGGGCCUGGCACAGUCGGCGGGAGUCAAUGGCAAGAUCAGCAGAAGAUGGAUCAGUUGCGCAAGGCGUAUCAGCGAGCCAUCUGUGUGCCGAUUGGCAACGUCAACACCCUGUGGAAGGAAUACGACCAAUUCGAGAUGGGUCUCAACAAGUUGACUGGCCGGAAGUAUUUGGCUGAGAAGUCACCUUCGUACAUGUCAGCUAAGAGUGCGAACACGGCCCUCGAUAACAUCACCAGAGGUCUUCAGAGAACGACGCUCCCCCGUCUCCCGCCCGCUCCCGGUUUUGACGGCGACCAGGAGUACAUGGAGCAAGUUGAGAUCUGGAAGAAGUGGAUCGCUUGGGAAAAGUCGGACCCUUUGGAUCUCAAAGACGACAAAGACCAGCCUGGUCUCUACCAAAAGCGCAUUCUUUUUGUUUACCACCAGGCCCUCAUGGCCCUCCGGUUCUGGCCCGAGAUGUGGGUUGAUGCUGCCCAGUGGUGCUUCGACAACAACAUCACAUCCAAGGAUGGCACCUCAACCGGCCUCGACUUCCUCACCAAAGGUAUCGAGGCAAACCCCGAGAGCGUCUUGCUUGCCUUGAAGCAUGGUGAUUAUAUCGAAUCUACUUACCCCAUCGAGGAGAACGACGACGCGAAGAUCGCCCGCGGAAAAGCCGUGCGCUCUCCCUAUAACAGCGUCUUGGACACGCUUUACGGCAUCGUCAAGAACCUCAAGGAUCGUGAGACUGCCGAAAUUGCCCGUAUCGAAGAGGCUGCCAAGGCUUCGGGUGAAAGUUCCAGCAACAAGGCAGGUUACGACGACGACGAUGAGGAUGAUGUUGAAUCCUCAGACAAGGGUGCAAGAGACAGCAGGACCAACGACCAACUCCGGGCCAUCAGGCAGGGGUUCGCGGCACAGACCCAGUUGCUGUCACGAACCAUCUCAUUCGUUUGGAUUGCGUUGAUCCGCGCGAUGCGCCGUAUUCAGGGCAAAGGCAAGCCGAACACAGAGCUCGGCGGUAUGCGGCAGGCGUUUCAGGAUGCGCGCCAUCGUGGGCGCCUCACGAGCGACGUCUAUGCGGCUGUCGCGCAGCUAGAGUGGACGAUCUACAAGGACCCGGCAGGAGGCAAGAUCUUUGACCGUGGUGCUAAACUGUUCCCCGAGGAUGAGGGUUUUACGCUUGAGAACAUCAAGUACCUCCAUUCUCGUGAUGACUUCACUAAUGCCCGUGUCCUCUUCGAGACGGUCGUCAACCGUCUGACACAGAAGCCUGAGCUUGUGCACAAAGCCAAGCCUCUCUAUUCAUACUUCCACAAGUACGAGUCACAGUUUGGUGAGCUUGCCCAGAUUGCCAAGCUGGAGAAGCGGAUGGCCGAGCUCUUCCCUGAGGACCCAAAGCUUGCUCACUUUACUGCGCGGUAUUCGACCGAUAAAUUCGACCCCAUCACUGCUCGGAUCAUUGUAUCGCCUGUCACACAGCUCAGACCUAAACUCUUGAUGCCGUCGAUCGAGCAGGGUACCUCCCUCCAAAAUUCACCUCGGCCACCACCAUUUGCAACCCGUGCUAGUCCCGCGCCUCAGUUCUUGCCUGCAACAAACUCCCCCAAACGGCCAUUGCCCGCUGAUGACUUUGAUGAGCCACCGCGCAAGAUCCAGCGCAAUGAUUUUGGCGAGUUCCAGCGCGGUGCUUCGCCACUUAAGGGUGCCGCCGGCCGCCGCUUGGAUCAGCAGCGCCGGAUGCAGGGUCAGGGCGUGACCUCGUACACCACUACCCCGGCUCCCAUUGCUCGGGAUAUCACAUUCCUCAUGGGCCAGAUCCCCCGGGCGGAUUUUUAUGAUUUCCAGCGUUUCGACCCGACCAAGGUGACCAACCUACUGCGCGAGACUACGGAGCCUGCGGCCGCAUGCCGCCUGCUUCCGCUGCCCCGUACAGACAAAGUUCUAUGCGGCCGGGUUCCAGCGAUUCAUACGAGCCCCCUCCGGCGGUCUACGCCCAAGGCCCGCCCCCGCCUCAAACGGGAUACGCCCAACCGCCGCCAAUGCAGUACGAUGGUGGUGCCGCCGGCGCCUGGCCGCCUUAUCCGCCGCUUCCCACUGUGCAACAAGGCUAUGGUGGUCCUCCGCCGCCGCACUUGUAUGCCCAAGCGCAACCACCGCCCCAGGGAGGUUAUUCCCGAUAUCCGCCGCCCCCUUACUAGGCGGCUCUCGUCUUGA
Molecule: messenger RNA, 3042 nt
Organism: Chaetomium globosum CBS 148.51
Lineage: Eukaryota; Fungi; Ascomycota; Sordariomycetes; Sordariales; Chaetomiaceae
Exons: 4
Coding region: 1-3042 (1013 amino acids)
Biological process (GO): mRNA 3'-end processing
Cellular component (GO): nucleus
Molecular function (GO): mRNA binding; protein binding
Source: RefSeq, a predicted model, not a curated record